CAUGGCUGUGUUGUGGUGGGUGGUCCGGAGCCAAUCUCUAGGUAUGAAGAGUAAAAGCAGGGCAUGCUUCUCAAAUAUAACCUUCAAGAGGAGUACUUAUCUCUGGCGAGGUUAGUCUAGCUGUGUUUUAAUCCUGUUUUGUUCCUGCCUCUAUAAUACUCUGAAGCAGUGAGCGCUGCACGGAGGUUUCCCAUGAUUGGUUUUAAGCCUGCUGGACUUCUUUUUAGAGCUCCUGCCUGUUCCGUGCUCAGCCUGGCAGUAGUGGCUAGAGAGUUAUUGUGGUGCUGAGGGUGGGCAUCAGCUUUACAGCAACGUCUGAAUGGUGGGAACUGCACAGCCCAUCUGUGGGAUUUACAUCUGCCUCCAAUUGCUUCCUAUGCAGGUGGGCUCGGGUAUGAGAUAGCUCUCUGUGGGAUUUUGAACCUCAGAAGUAACUCUCCAUGUGGGAUUUCAUCAGCAGGAAGGCAGCGACGGAGCCGGAUGCCGACAGACGGGGAUAUGCAGUGUGGGUGUCCGAGAUCAUGCUCCAGCAGACACAGGUGGCUACGGUGAUCGACUACUACAUCCGCUGGAUGCAGAAGUGGCCGACGCUUCAGGCUCUAGCACAGGCGUCCCUGGAGGAGGUGAACGAGCUGUGGGCUGGGCUUGGCUACUACUCCAGAGGGAAGCGUCUGCAGGAAGCAGCAAGGAAGGUGGUGUCCGAGCUGGCUGGCCGGAUGCCCAGGACAGCUGAGGACCUGCAGAAGCUGCUGCCGGGCGUGGGCCGAUACACGGCGGGAGCCAUCGCGUCCAUCUCGUACGGACAGGCUACAGGAGUUGUGGAUGGGAAUGUGAUCCGGGUCCUGUGCCGCCUGCGAUGCGUCGGUGCCGACUCCAGCAGCCCGGCUGUAAUCGACUGGCUCUGGGAUAUGGCCAAUGUCCUGGUGGACAGGAGUCGCCCAGGGGAUUUUAACCAAGCCCUGAUGGAGCUGGGGGCAACUGUGUGUGUGCCCAAGUCCCCGCUGUGUGGGGAGUGCCCGGUGAAACAGCACUGCCAAGCAUGGCGCAGAGUGGAGAAGGACCUAGCCUUUGCCUCUCAGAAGCUGUUUGGAAAAGCUGCCCCAGUGCCUGAUGUUGAGGACUGUCUUGGGGACUGUCCCCUGUGCCCCCCAGCCACGGAGCCGUGGGACAGCAGCCUGGGGGUGACCAACUUCCCCCGGAAAGCAGCGAAGAAGCCGCCGCGGGCGAUGCGAACGGCCACGUGUGUGCUGGAGAGGAGGGGCUGCCACCAGGCCCCAGAAUACUUCAUUGUGCAGAGACCCAGCUCGGGUCUCCUGGCUGGACUCUGGGAGUUCCCAAGUGUCCCACUGGCUCAAGACCUGCAGGAGGAGAAGGAGAGGGAGGAGCUGGCUGAUCACCUCCAGGCCUGGACAGGGCGGCCCGUGGCAGCAAAAGGCCUUCAGUUUAUCGGAGAGGUCAUCCACAUCUUCUCCCACAUCCACCAGACUUAUGUGGUCUACUCUCUGCACCUAGAUGGGGAUGUGACCCUGGACCCUGCCUUGUCCCCAUCUCGCUGGGUGACAGAGGAUGAGUUCCGUGCCUCAGCUGUGUCCACAGCCAUGAAGAAGGUGCUGAAAGCUCACGGGAAGCAGCGCAGGAAGGAGAGCAGCCCUGUCAAGGGCUCCAAGCGGAAGCGGGGAGCCAAAGCACUGGGAGCAGGCAGCCCCUGCCCUGGAACACAGCUCUCCCUCCGUGCCUUUCUCCGGGCACCGAAGGGCCCAUGAGGGCACCGACCUUCCUUGUGUGAGACCCCAGAGCCCCUCGCUGGGCUCAGUCUGCCCAGGGCGUGGCAGCGCUGUCCCUGUGCUGUAGCAAUCCCAGGACAUGGCUCUACAAUGGUCUCUCACUCUUCCUUUCCCCUGCCUCACCCGUGGGCAUUGUGCCUGGGUGUGGCCACUGGUCCUGGAUUAAUCCUGGAGCAGACUUGCUCUCCCUCCUUGGCUGGAGCCCUCCUGGGGCUACUUGGCCCUGUACUGCCACUGCUUUGGCACUGUGCACUCAGGGCAGCAGGGCUUUCUCUCCAGCUGUGGGAAGGCUGUGGCCACUUGGCUCCUGCAGCCGUGUCCCCUGCCUGCAUCUCGUGCCCCAGCCUGUGACCGGGGAUGCUGCUGUACCCUCCCUUGUUUUUACUGGACCUGAAAAUAAAUCUCAAGUGUGUGGGUUUUUAA
Serinus canaria (Common canary) is the source of this 2207-nucleotide messenger RNA. It is a transcript of the gene MUTYH, whose product is annotated as mutY DNA glycosylase. Gene Ontology annotation, cellular component: nucleus. Bases 441 to 1763 code for a protein of 440 amino acids. NCBI's taxonomy places the organism in Eukaryota, Metazoa, Chordata, Aves, Passeriformes, Fringillidae. Gene Ontology annotation, biological process: mismatch repair; base-excision repair. Gene Ontology annotation, molecular function: adenine/guanine mispair binding; purine-specific mismatch base pair DNA N-glycosylase activity; 4 iron, 4 sulfur cluster binding. The record is from RefSeq and is a predicted model, not a curated record. The transcript has 14 exons.